Molecule: messenger RNA, 2543 nt
Organism: Pleuronectes platessa (European plaice)
Lineage: Eukaryota; Metazoa; Chordata; Actinopteri; Pleuronectiformes; Pleuronectidae
Exons: 4
Coding region: 1-1374 (457 amino acids)
Biological process (GO): regulation of transcription by RNA polymerase II
Molecular function (GO): DNA-binding transcription factor activity, RNA polymerase II-specific; RNA polymerase II cis-regulatory region sequence-specific DNA binding
Source: RefSeq, a predicted model, not a curated record
AUGUCCGCGGACGUAGUGGACCUGCAGGCUCAGGUGGAGUCGGUGCUGGUGGCGCUGGUCAAAGCGGCCACGGUGGAGUUGACCAAACUGUUCGAGAGCAGGUACCGAGCCUCGGCCGCUGUGGCCGCGGGCCGCACCGAGGACCGGAGGGAACACGACACGCUGGAGACACCGGCCGGUCCAUCUGCCGCGGACACAAAACGCAGCAUCGGGGUGCAAGUGGACGCGGUGACUUAUCUGCAGCUGGAGCCUCCUGGUCCCCCCUUCCUCUCAAAUGGUGAUUGUUUGACUGAGUGCGAGGAGGAGCUGGCUGUGGUGGAGGGCUGCCUCAUUCCAUCAGAAAUCCUCGUGGCUGGAGAUGAUGACCAUGUUGACCCCGAAUGGUCGCCUCUGAAGGAAAAGCUUUUGGCAGAGACUGUGGAUAUGGUGGAGCUGAGCGUCCUUGAAACAGAGUCUCCCGCUGAUAGUGAAUCCAAAACAGAAAUUGUUUUGCAUGUGUGUACGGACACAGCCGUGCAGAACUCAACUACAACAACCCCAAAGCCUCUCGACGUCCUGCCAGACACGAGUGAUAUCACUUCAGAGAAGGAUGAGAAGUUUGUUUGCCUGUUGAAACUCAAACCGGAGCCACAGCAGACCUGUGGGAGCACUGCCCAGGGCACCGCCUACAGCCCGUCCCCGUCGGAUGGAGCACUUCACGUUAUGGUUUGGGAACAGAUCCAGACGCCAAAGGAGGCAAAGAACAGUCUUCAGAUGAAACUGAAGUUGACGUCUCCAGAUCAAAAGCUGCGGAGUCCUUGUGUGGUGCAGCUGGUGGAUGUGCUCAGGGUGGCUCGUUCAGAGGCAAAGUUCCGAGAUGAUGUUGCCAACCGCAAAGCUGGUUGCCGUCUUCCCAAAGAGCUCCGUCGCCACCAAGGCCUCCACACAGGCCAUCGCCUCUGCUGUUUCACCCCAUGUGAUAACGGCAUUUGGCGCCUCAAAGCGGUCGUCACUCACUCCCGCAAGGGAUACGCGUGCAGCGUCUGCAGGAAAACAUUCAAACACAGAAAGAUCCUCCGGCGGCACGAGCGAUUCCACAGCGGAGAUCGACCGUACCCAUGUUCAGUGUGCUCAAAGACAUUUGCGCUCAGGAAGAGCCUCCGCCGACACCUCCGAUUCCACAACGGGGAGAGGCCGCACACCUGCACACAAUGCAGCAAAGGCUUCCGCCUGCGUGAAAAUCUGAAAUCCCAUUUGAGGUUUCACAGCGGAGAAAAGCCUUUCAGCUGCAGCACCUGUGGGAAGAUGUUCCGGAUCAUGAGGAAUCUGGAGAAACACAAUCUGAGCCAGUGUGGAUACUUUGUCCCUUCAUUUAAGACGCUUGCUGGCAUGUAGCUGCUGACGGCGGCGCCACCAUUUUCUACCUCAUGCUAACCUCGUUCAGACCGAUUAGCUGCCGUCCUGAGGGAUCCGAUCACAAGUGGUCAGCACUCAGUUCAAGUCUGAACACGCCCAAGUACGUCCUGAGAUCUGAUCACGCAAAGCACAUUGGGAGGUGAUCCUGGCAACAUUGUUUUCGAUGUCCUUGUCACACACAGCGGACAACCUACUCAGCUACAGUUUCACCAUGAAUCAAACAUAUUCCUGUGCUUUUAAAGCCACAAUCUCAACACUGAACCACCACAUAAUGAUUUAUAUACAAUUGACAAGGGUCAAAUCUUUCUUUAUACAACCAACCAUCAACUCAUGCGGCCCAUUCUCUUUCCCCAUCUCCCCAAACCCCCCCCCCCCCACACACACACACACACAGUGAUAACAAGCAAGUCUGUAAACUCAGACUGAAAAAAACAAAAUUAAUGUUGAUUAAUUUGGUCUUUGAGAACACAAAGAUUUCUAUGAUUAUUUGCAUAAGGAGGGGAGAAGUGAGAUCCGAUCACAAGUGGUUACAGGUGUCCUAUUCAGGACGUAUUCGAACACCACAGACAAACUUAAUGCUGUCUACUUGCCCCUCAGGACUUAAAACCAGGUUGAGAUUCACAGCCAUUCCAAAAAGUUUUAUAAUCAUCACAGUUUCAGUGUGAUGGAGAUUGUCUACUUUUUUUGGGUGGAAAUUUAUACUACUGAUGUUUUUGACUUAUUGUUCCUGUAUUUCUUAUUUCUAACCAUGUGGCUGCUCUCUGUUAUUGUAAACAAAUAGUGGGACAGGGAGUGUGAGUAGAGGAUUUACACCUUCUGAGUUAAACAGAUCCUCACCUGCUAAACAUUCCUGUGUCAAAGUGACGGAUAAAGUUAUUCUACUGAUAUUUGAAUGUGAUGUCUGUAUUCUUUUCUCGUCUUUUACUACUGAAUGUAUUUAGUCAUCCCUCUUCCCAUGACCUUGUAGGUGGUUUAAUUUUUAAAAUAAACCCACAAAUAUUGUAUGUUAUUUUUUUUAAGACUUUUUAAAUGCUUUUUACUCCUCAAUAUAGAUUCUAUAGAUUGAUACAUUGUUAUUGUCUUUUGACCCUCUUCAUUCUUUACAGCAUUAUUAUUGUGCAUUGAUAUUAUAAAACAAAUUCUGGCAA